Molecule: messenger RNA, 1318 nt
Organism: Mytilus californianus (California mussel)
Lineage: Eukaryota; Metazoa; Mollusca; Bivalvia; Mytilida; Mytilidae
Product: FMRFamide-activated amiloride-sensitive sodium channel-like
Exons: 11
Coding region: 1-1014 (337 amino acids)
Biological process (GO): sodium ion transmembrane transport
Cellular component (GO): membrane
Molecular function (GO): ligand-gated sodium channel activity
Source: RefSeq, a predicted model, not a curated record
AUGAUUGGCCAGUUAGAAUAUCUGUCUACGACCACCAGAAAAGAAAGAAUCCGAAUUGGACAUCAUAUUGAUGAUAUGUUGGUUUCAUGUUCAUUUGCUGGACAAAAAUGUUACGCAAGCAAUUUCACAUUGUUUCAAACUGAAAACUAUGGAAACUGUUGGAAAUUGGAAUCCGACCAGUUUAUUGAAACUGCACCGGGAUAUCAAGAAGGUCUUGACAUAGUUUUGUUCAUGGAGAAUAACGAGGCACUAGCUGGAAUAAGCAGUGGUUAUGGGAUCAGAGUAAACAUUCACGAACAAAAUACCUUACCAUUUCCAACUGAGGAGGGAUUCCUAGUAUCGACAGCUUUUGAAACCCAUAUUGCAUUAAAGAAAAUAGAUAUAUUACGAAGUGAUGGAAAUCAUGGAGACUGUAACUCUUAUGCUGAUUUUGAAGCUGAAUAUGGUUAUAAGUUCACUAGACAGUUAUGCUUAGCAUUAUGCUUACAAGAUGAGAUGCUGGAAAGAUGUGGAUGUCAUUCUAGUACUUCAGAAGAGUACAGAGUCCAAUUACACAAAAAUCAUACACGCAUGUGCAGGUCCAAACCUGACCGUGAAUGUGAAGCACUGGUUAAACUAGAACAAAGACGUAGACUUGUACCAUGUCGAUGCACAAAUCCAUGCAAAGAAACGAAAUAUUCGCGGGUUAUAACUGCCAGACAAUGGCCUACCGAUGAGUACGCUAAUAUACUGGUAGCCAGUGUUUGUGAACAAAGACCAGAAGUUUGCAAUCAUAUCGUGAACAAGAAAAAAGAUUCACGGUCACUAAGUCAAGGCUUUCUACGUCUUACAAUAUACUAUGAGGAUUUAAAUUAUGAAGAAAUGUAUGAAACGCCUGAAAUUGAGGUUCAACAGUUUGCUUCAGAUGUAGGUGGAGCCAUUGGUCUUUGGAUAGGUUUGUCUAUUCUCAGUGUGUUUGAACUCGUACAACUGGCAAUGGAACUAUGUGUUGUUGGCAAGAGAAAAUUAUCUUGAUUUCAGAAAAGUCUCAGAAUAUCAUCAAUUUAAACAAUGCUUUCUGCUGUACUGUCUAAAUCUUAUUUGUUAACAUAACUAGGGUAUGGUCUAGUACCCAAAUUGUCAAAUGUAUUGUUAUGAGUUACAAUUUAUGACUAAAAUCAGCAAAGACCCAUCGAAACAACAUCUGAUACAAAAAUUUAAUAACACUAUUAGAUAUUUGGAUGAUAUAUUGGCUCUCAAUAAUGACGACUUCAGUAUGUACACUAAAGAGAUUUAUCCUGUUGAACUAACUUUAAAUAAAGCUAAUACUAACAAUGAA